Solanum tuberosum (potato) is the source of this 1071-nucleotide messenger RNA. RefSeq lists its product as uncharacterized. The coding region runs from base 1 to 1071 and encodes 356 amino acids. The transcript has 4 exons. Lineage: Eukaryota; Viridiplantae; Streptophyta; Magnoliopsida; Solanales; Solanaceae. The record is from RefSeq and is a predicted model, not a curated record.
AUGCGAAGUGGACCUGUCCUCAGCAAACAACAUCAGUUACCCCUCAUUAGGCCUCUCACUAGAAAAGAAAUACUAGAUGUUGUGAUGUCCAUAGAUGACCACAAGGCCCCAGGAAUAGAUGAAUUCAAUGUGUUGUUUUAUAAAAAGACAUGGGCUAUCAUUGGAGAGGAUGUCAUAGAGGCAGUACUUGAAUUUUUUCAACAAAAUACAAUGCAUCCGCUGGUUAAUUAUGCCACUGUCACUCUAAUUCCAAAGGUCAAACAUCCUUCCACAGUUAAAGAAUUUCGCCUUAUAUCAUGCUGCACAGUGGUAUACAAAAUCAUAUCGAAAGUACUCACAUCAAGACUUCAACCAGUGAUGGAAAUGUUAAUUGAUCCCACACAAGUUGCAUUUGUGCCCGGAAGACUUAUAUCUGACAAUAUAGUGUUGAGUCAUGAGAUAGUGAAGGGUUAUGGGAGGAAAAAUCCAACUGAACCAUUUUCUGCCAAGAAAAGACUAAGGCAAGGUGACCCAAUAUCACCUUACCUAUUUGUUCUAGCAAUGGAAUAUUUAUGUCGUCUUAUGAAGCAGUUGAAGCAAGAUAAGCUCUAUAAGUAUCAUCCAAGGUGUGGACAGCUACAAAUAGUGCAACUUGGCUUCACAGAUGAUCUCCUCUUAUUUAGCAGGAGAGACCUGGCCUCAGUUCAAAGAUUAUUUUCCAAACUACAACAGUUUUCAAGUGCGUCUGGGUUGCAAGCAAAUUUACAAAAACCAUCCAUCUAUUUUGGAGGGGUGAAGCCAGAAAUACAAAAGCAAAUCCUAGAGCUCCUUGGUAGAGUACAACUGUUGAAGAGUGUUCUGCUAACUGUACAAAUAUACUGGUCCCAAAUUUUUCAAUUGCCAAAGAAAGUGGUGGAACAAAUAGAGAGGAUUUGCCGAACAUUUUUGUGGACAGGAUCCAUGAAUUUAUCCAAGAAAGCGUUAAUAGCUUGGGAUAGAAUGUGUAUGCCCAUGAGUGCCGGAGGAUUGAAUCUUCUAAAUAUAGUUAUGAAGGCAAUUGGACAAGACAUGGAUUUAUGUUGGAAACAAUGA